Messenger RNA from Microcebus murinus (gray mouse lemur), 3336 nucleotides. It is a transcript of the gene OSTN, whose product is annotated as osteocrin. Gene Ontology annotation, biological process: hormone-mediated signaling pathway. The record is from RefSeq and is a predicted model, not a curated record. Gene Ontology annotation, molecular function: signaling receptor binding. NCBI's taxonomy places the organism in Eukaryota, Metazoa, Chordata, Mammalia, Primates, Cheirogaleidae.
GGAUAAACUGCACAGAGAGGAAUCUAAAAUUAGAAUCUUCUGAUUUUUCACAAGAUGCUGGACUGGAGAUUAGCGAGUGCACAUUUUAUCCUAGCUAUGACGCUGAUGCUGGGGAGCUCAGGAAAAGUGCUCUCAGAGGAAGUAGCAACACAGGCAUUGGAUUCUACAGUCAUAAAUGUACAGUCACCACCCACAGUCAGGGAAGAGAAAUCAGCCACUGAUCUAGCAGCAAAACUCUUUCUUCUUGAUGAACUGGUGUCCUUGGAGAAUGAUGUAAUUGAGACAAAGAAGAAAAGGAGUUUCUCUGGUUUUGGGUCUCCCCUAGACAGACUCUCAGCUGGCUCUGCAGAUCAUAAAGGUAAACAGAGGAAAGUAGUGGACCAUCCAAAAAAGCGAUUUGGUAUCCCCAUGGAUCGGAUUGGUAGAAACCGGCUUUCAAACUCAAGAGGCUAAUCGAUUCCAAUUAUGCAACCUCCUUGGGUGAAAUGUCACAGAAAUAUAAAAGAUGCUUCAAUGAAGUUCUUCAUACUCCUUAACAAUUAAACUUUUAAGUAACUGGCCUUCUGCAAAUUCUUUCCCAAGCUUGAACUUCAGUUCAUCACAUCACAGUAUUGUUACAGCUUCAGUUAAAUUGUGCUGAUAAUUUUGAUGCAUGUAUAUUUUAAAAUAUAUAUAUAUUUUAAUUAUUCAGGUAUGAUUACCUGCCCCCCAAAAUUUUACUUUUAAAAUAUCAAUUAAAAAGCACAAUUCAGUGACAUGUCUUCUAUAUGCAUUUACCAUUCACAUUUUUGCAGUUAAAGAAUAAUAAUGAAAGACAGAUUUGCUUCCAUAAAAUUUAGAUGCAACUUGUUUGUUCAUUAUGGGAGAAUAAGGAAAGGCAAUGCUGUAUAUUUUCUUUUGAGUACUUUCAUACUACUCUUUUCUUUUGUCAGUGAGCCUGCUGGGUAAUAAUUAUAAAAUUAGGCUUCUCUUAUUGUGUUCAAAUUUUAAUUAUGUUCAACCAAAUAAAAACACAGACCCAGUGAGCAUAUUGACUUAGAAUUUAAAAAUUAAGGAUAUUGCUCAUUUGCCAAGCUCAGAUAUUCUUUGUCCCCUAAGAACUUUCCAUAUGUCUAAAUUUUAACUGAUAGUUAAGAGCAGCAGUAGCUCAUUAUGAGAGGAAUAGCCACACACAGAAGUAAAGUUAAAAGUAGGGGAAAGUUAAAGGAUCACCAAGUAGUAAACUACCAGAGCAGUAUGGGGUCAAUUAUGUGCAUAUCAUUUUAGCACAGUACAUUUCAACAUAGUACAAGAAGCAAUCAUUUUGAUAUUACUGACUCAUCUAAGAAACUGUGUAGUCUGUUUCAUACACUGUGCUUAAUAAGCCAUCAAUGAGCAUAAUGUAUUUAAAAAUUAUUUCUUUAAAAUGUUUCAGAUUAUUUUUAAUUGACCUAUCACAGCAUAAGUUUUGGUUUUCUGGAAAGCUCAGUUCUCAGUAAUAAUUGUGAUGUUACUGUAGUUAAAGAACAUAAACCUGCUGUGCAUUGAAUAUGCUUUCAGAACACACAAUAAGCCUUAUUCCCUGGACCAGAGAUUCAACAUAAGCUACUUAGCAGAAGUUUAUGAAGCAUCUGGAAAACAAUUCUUGAAGCCUUAGUAGUCACUGUCAAACAGACCUAAUAGAUGUGAGGAAAAAAGUUUUGACUAAUAGAGCAAAGCUUUAUUUUAGCAUAAAGAGUGUCGUGAGAACGUGUCUUUCUAUUAAAAGAAGAGAGAAAUGAGUAGUUGCUAAUUUUCACUAAAAAUUAUUGUACUUGUAUGAUCCAAAGAGUAAUAUAAACUCAAACAUCACGACAAAAUGCAUCAGAAAAGAGCUGAAUUCAAUGAUUGACCUUUAUAAAAGGCUAAUUGUUCAGUUGUCCACUCUGCUUUUUAGAGAUCAAGUUCAAAAGAGCCGAAAAGAAGUGACAGAAACGAACAUGUGUACUUAGAAUACAUAUUGGUUUUGUAUAUAACUUCUUAGUUUUUCCAGAAAAUUUUCAAAUCAAAAAUCUUCAAAUUUAAGUUUAGGAAAAAACAGUAAAUGAAUGUUUUUUAUAAUUGUAAUAGAGGGUGAUAGCUAAGAGAAAUGAAUUUUGAGAAAGCUAACUAAUUCUGAUUUUUAUAAACUUGUAUUAGAAAGCUAGUAGUGUUACUUAGGUGAAAACGCUGCAGGACUCACAGUUUGAAAAAAUUACUUAAGAAGUUAUGAUAUCUCACCUCCCUUUUCCCAAGCUCCUAAUGAACUAUAGAAAUAUGCCCUAUUUCUUAGAUGCUCUUUCUUUCCUUUUUCUCCUGUUUGGAUAUUUGUAAGCUUCUAAUUCAACCAGGUGCUGCUUCGUGCUUUGACAAAAAGUAUUAAAACCUACGUCAGCCUAAAAAUUUCUCAUAAAGAUUUGAAGUUGGAUUAAACAAAUUGAUUUCCUACAUUCUUUAUUUUUUUAAUUCAAACUUGGCUAUAGCAUCCAACUUAAUUAUAGUAAGAAGUGAAAAAAUAUUGAUUUACGCUCUAUUCUAAUGUAUAAUGUGUUUGUCUCAUAAUAUAAUAUAUGCACAAGACUUCCAUGAAGAAAAAAAGCAAAAUAUUUUCUCCACUUAUAGCUGUUUUAUUUCAUAUUUUAAUUUUUACCACUACUUUAUACAGAGUAGAAAAUAAGUCAGCAAUAUACUGGCUUAAAUAGGGUAUUGUUUUAACACAGCAGUAAAUUAAGACAUAAUUUCUGUUAAGAAUAUGACGAGUCAUCUCAUUUAUUUACCCAAUGCAUUAUAUACUACUAAAUAUGAGUAUAUUUCAACUUCAAAAUAAUGCAUUACCUUUUUUUUUCUUCUUUCCUUUGUGAAACUUCAUAGAACAAAUAUAUGUGUGAAUAUAGAUUUCUGAAUUUUGGUGUCAAAUACAUAAUCAACUUCAAUAGUAUGUAAUUCCUACACACUUUGUCUUAAAAUUUACUCAUGCUAUGAAAUGUCUGUCAAAUUGUACCUUUAAUCUACACAUGGUUUUAGGGAAUUAAAUUUUUUAAAACAAAUUAUCAAAAAAUAAAUUGAUGGAAUCUUUUUUAAAAAAAGAAGUAUCAAAAGUUUUUUGAAUGACAUUACCCAUUAUAUCGAAAAGUUCGAGGUGCUUGAAUAUUGGUCAACUUUUCCAAAGUGAAUAAACUUGAGAUGACGAAAGCAGUUGUUUACAUCUUUCUUUAUUAUAGCAUUAUAUUUGUGUUCACAACUGUUGUAAAUAUGUUUGGGGAACAUUUUUAAGCACCAUUGUGCAACUAAUAUUUAUUUAUGUACAUUUGAGUGGUCCCUAAGCAAGCUUAGCACUAC